AUGAAGUCAGAGUGGCUCAUGUCCGAUGAAAUAAUUGGAAAAUUGUUCAUCCCCAACGAGAUGGUAUCUGUUCUAAGUUCCAAUGACGAAAGUGGGGGUAUCAAUUUCAAUACUCUCCUAAUUGAACUCGAAUUGCAAGAAUUAGAAGCCUCCCCCGAGCUAUGUCACGUGUGGGAAGUUGGUAAGAAACUGUGGAGGAAAGAUUAUCAGGGAGUUUAUGAAUGUCUGUCGAAAGAUUGGGGAGUCCACCUUAAACCUAUCAUGGAGUCUCUACUCGACUCAACGAGACAUCACUGUCUAGACUUGAUCUCGAUGGCCUACUUCUGUAUAUCGUUGCAGGAUGUUGUCAACAAAGUCGGUGUCACCGGAGACAGAUUGCUAGAGAAAACGAAAGUAAAGAUGGAAGACGAUGACGACAGAUACCUGGAAGAACUCACUCAUUAUGUAUCAUUUCUCGAAAAUUAA
This is a messenger RNA of Helobdella robusta, 465 nucleotides long. RefSeq lists its product as hypothetical. Gene Ontology annotation, biological process: COP9 signalosome assembly; protein deneddylation. The record is from RefSeq and is a predicted model, not a curated record. Lineage: Eukaryota; Metazoa; Annelida; Clitellata; Rhynchobdellida; Glossiphoniidae. Bases 1 to 465 code for a protein of 154 amino acids. The transcript is spliced from 5 exons. Gene Ontology annotation, cellular component: COP9 signalosome.